Messenger RNA from Lasiosphaeria miniovina, 789 nucleotides. RefSeq lists its product as uncharacterized. Bases 1 to 789 code for a protein of 262 amino acids. The transcript has a single exon. Lineage: Eukaryota; Fungi; Ascomycota; Sordariomycetes; Sordariales; Lasiosphaeriaceae. The record is from RefSeq and is a predicted model, not a curated record.
AUGGUGCGCGAGAAGCAGCUGGAAGAGGCCGGGGCGCCGAAGCCUACGUUGUCGGAGCAGCAGAUCCGGCACCGCAUCGAAGUUGGUUGCUCGCCCAACUACCACGGCGACCCGGACAACGAGGGGAAUAUGUCGGCGGAUAUUCCCGACGAGCUAAACUGCUCGUUCUGGUUGACGAACUUGCCGCCGUACGCCACGGUCAACAUGCUGCUGGGGAAGAUUCGGGAUGUGGGCCGCAUAUAUGCGGUGUCGAUCAGCAAGCCGGAUCUGGAAAAGGGGCAUCUCACCUGCGCGGCCAAGCUGGUCUUUUUCAGUGUCGCGGACGCUACUCGGUUCUUGGGCCGGUACCCCAAGUACGGGAGUGAGGGCCUGGUCAUGGAUCGAUACCGGGCGAUGAUAUCCCGCAACCGCACACGAGCCGCCGAGAAAGGCCACCUCCCAGUUGAGCACACGCGAGCCAUCAUCAUCACCGGUCCAAAGGAUGUCGUGAACGAGCGCACGAUCAUGGCAUUCCUCAAGCCAAAGUUCGUCUUCGUCAUGGACGAGGUUACAUACCUGGUCCAAGGAAAGUCGAUCAAUAUCAUGGAGUGGCGCUUUGGCAGUUAUCGUUGCCAGUCCAAUGCCGCAUAUAAUGCCUUGUCCAGCGAUGCAGGCAUGAGGAAGGCUGGGGUCACGGUGAAGUACACUUGUGACCCGUGCGAUGUCAUUGUGCGGGAUCCGGCGGUGGAGAGGCUCCUGAAGCGCACGGGGGCGUUCCCGCCGCUCUUCGAUGCAGACCUGUACGACUAG